CACCGCGGUCGGUACCUGUUUCGCCGGUCUUCGCGCUGCUUCUCGCGUCUUGUGAAAAUAAAAAACGUUUUUCCUUCGACCACCCUUUCGUCGCGGGUGUCCUGGAUUUUCCGAUUUUCUUCGGUUUCCACCCCGUGUUCCGUGAAAGUUUUGGUCGAGAGGUUUACUACGUCGUCCGAAAGGUCACAGAGUGCGUGUAACUCCGCCGCCGCCGGGCCAUCUGUUCGUCAAAAAACCAUGGAAAAGUCCGGAGACGUGACGACGUGACCCGCCGAAUCCAUUGUCGCCCCAGCUACCAUGUACUCGGCGCGAAAUCGGAACGCCAUGAUCACAGACGAUACUUUUCAAAUACAAGACUGGCUGCGGUCAAACGGUAACCAUGACCGAGGUUACUCGGAGUUUGAUUACCACCAUAGGAUCCGCCCUCUUUCACCAGUUAAGAGGCACCGGAUUUCCACUAUUACCGACGGGAGAGUACCGGACCGCCGAAGACAGCUCAAGUCAAUGGAAUCACUGUUGGGUUUGAGCGAUGAAAACUUAAACGGCAAACAUCUGAAUUCCGAGGCUGUUACGAGAGCGUCCCCGGACGUACAAGACUCUUUAGAUAGAGCUUUAAUGGACUUUGAAGAGACGCUCGAGUUGGCAUUUCAAUCAAACUCUAUCGUUCCGCCACCUAGAGGAUUUUCCAAUCAAAACUUAGUUGAAGGUGAUGAAUCGAAUUUCAAUAAGCUCGAUAGUAGCUUUGAGAGCAAUACAACUGGCAGUAGUGGUUAUUCGACCAAGCCUGAUCAGUCCAUGCAUCGGUCUCCAAACACUUAUAACGAACUCCAACUCAUCAGGGAACAAAUGGUGAAGAGUUUGGAGAUUAUCAAAGAUUUAGAAGAACAAGUUAAACUGGUGCCUAUGCUUAAGGCGCAGGUUUCCUCGUUGAAUUUGGAGAAACAACGCUUAUCCUCAGAAUUAGACAAAUACAAGAAAUCGGAGAGCACAAAUAAAUAUGCAACGAUCGGUGGCGGAUGGUCCCUGUCGGCGUUUCCGACCAACAGGCGCACAGCCGUUUCCACCAAAGAGGUGGGCGUCAACUGUGUGCCCAUGUGCCGGGACGUGGGAGUGACGACACCGUCGGCCACGUCCGUGAACACGUCCACGAUGACGGAACGGCCUCCGUCCGGGGCGGCCGUGCACACCCAGACGGACCCGGCCACCAAGCCGACCACAACGGCGGCGUACACCCAGACCAAGGACGCCGUAAAGCCAGCCACCUCGGUGACGUGCACUCAAACCGCAGCGGUCGCCGACGUCCGGCCGGCCGCCGUGGCGGUGGCCGCGACGCCGGCGCCAACGACGGUAAACGUCGGCACGCAGUCUUCCAGACCGACGGCCGUCAGGACGGUCGCGGUAGGCGUGACGGCUAGGCCGCGGAUGUACGACGCCAGCGUGGUCGCAAAACCGACUCUCAAGCACGUCGGGUGUUCGGUCGACGCGACAACGGACGCGAAACCUGCCGCGGUGCCGCGCGCCACUCAGACGGACGCCAGAGACGAUUGCAGCGGCCGCGAUCGCACCACGCAAACGGAAGUCGCGGCCGUCCGGGUCAAUCCGACUGAGGCCGCGGCGGCCGUUCGAGUCAAUCCGACGGAAGUCGCGGCGGCCGUCCGGGUCAAUCCGACGGAAGCCGCGGCCGCCCGGGCUAAUUACGCGACGAUCGGCCGACGAAGCAAUUCGUUCCAUCAUUACACGGCGGCCGGUGUCGCGGACACGACGUCGCCGCCGGUCACGUCCAAGAUACCGCGCCUCAAGCCCGCCACGCCGGAAUUCAACCGGAAAGUGCUGAACAGACAGGACACGUACACCAAGACCGCGGCCGAGAUCUGCACAGACGAUCAGCAACAGCAACAGUUGUCGCCGCCGCCGCUGCUGCCGCCGCCGGCUGCACGCGUAACCGACGACGUCAGUGCUAAAGAAUCAAUGUCGUCGACACCAGAACUUAAAAAUAGACUCCCAGAAUCUGAUAUGAACUUCCAACCCAUCCAAGACGAAUUAUACAAGGAUAAUCCCAGCAAAGAAAUGAAAGGCGCGUUGAAAGUACUCAACGAUUCUCUGAAGAAAACGUCUGCUACGUUAUUGCCCAGGAACCAAUUGAAACAAGCCAUCGACAUAGUCCGGGAAGAAUGGUUCAAGGUGACGAGCUCGAGCGAUUGUAGUGGUCAACUCGUAAAGAAUUAUGUCAACUGGUUCACUUCAUACUCGCCAGUUUUACUAGAAUUCAUAAUCAAUAUGACAGAUGCUGCGGGCAACACCGUAUUGCAUUAUUCGAUUUCCCACGGAAAUUUUGACGUCGUUUCCACCAUACUGGAUACGGGCGUUUGCAAUGUCAACUUGACUAAUGACGCGGGAUAUUCAAGUGUCAUGCUCGUCUCGUUGGCUGACAUAAAAAAUGACGACGAAAUGAAAAUCAUCACGAGAUUGUUCAAAUGUGGCGAUGUAAACUUGCAAGCUAAAAAACAUGGUCAGACGACAUUAAUGUUGGCAGUUUCACACGGAAAAUCAGAAGUGGUAAAAUUGCUUCUGGAAUGCGGAGCUAACCUCAACGUACAGGAUGAAGAUGGAAGUACUGCCUUAAUGUGUGCGGCCGAACACGGUCUUCAGGAAAUCGUCAAUAUAUUAUUAGCCUGUCCAGAAUGUGAUGUGUCCAUCGCAGAUAACGAUGGAAGUACGGCACUCAGUAUUGCAAUGGAGGCAGGACACAAGGAAAUCGGGAUAGCUCUGUAUGCUAAACAGCACAUAUUAUCCCGAGAUAAUUCGCCGUUCCAUUUAUUGAAAUCGAAGAGGUCUAGAAGCGCGAACACUGUGAUGCCGUCAAGUAAUAAUAUGUCUUAUUCGCAUUUGUCAUUAAAAAAGUCACCAAGUCUGCAACCCAAGGAAUACGCCACGCUGUCUUCCAUGCUGAAAACGCGGACUCCUUAACACGCCAUCAGUAAAAUAAUAAUAUGUUUUUUUAUCAUAGACCAAUGUACCUACGCUUGAAGUUGUUUUUAUUUUUAUAAUAUUAUUGUAUUGCGCCGCACGUGUUUUGCUGUUCUGGCAGUUUAAUAUUAACUAUGUUUUUUUUAUUUUAUAUAAUAACCACGUAAAAAAUAUCAAAAUAUCUAACUGUGAUUAAAAACGGUCACUGAUUAGCAACUAAA
Molecule: messenger RNA, 3188 nt
Organism: Melanaphis sacchari
Lineage: Eukaryota; Metazoa; Arthropoda; Insecta; Hemiptera; Aphididae
Gene: Kank
Product: KN motif and ankyrin repeat domain-containing protein 2
Exons: 13
Coding region: 298-2967 (889 amino acids)
Biological process (GO): negative regulation of actin filament polymerization
Cellular component (GO): cytoskeleton; cytoplasm
Molecular function (GO): protein binding
Source: RefSeq, a predicted model, not a curated record